Messenger RNA from Xyrichtys novacula (pearly razorfish), 6771 nucleotides. The record is from the annotation of a GenBank genome assembly. NCBI's taxonomy places the organism in Eukaryota, Metazoa, Chordata, Actinopteri, Labriformes, Labridae.
GAGGUGUCACAUUUCCGUUCUGCAGACAGUUUCCUGUUCUUCUUAAGGGCGUUGCAUUUCCACUUGUAUACUUUUUUUCCUGUCCCUGAGCUUAUUUAACUGUCAGCAGCAGGUAAUUAUCAUCAUCAGGUCUGAACCAGGAUUAAUCCUAUCCCCGCUACUUAAGCUGGACAUCUGCUGGACGAUCCUGAAACACACCUUACCUCUUUAAUCUACGUCCUUCCUCACGCGUGCUGAUCCAGCAUGCAGCCUCUCAGGACCCUGGGUCUCCUCCUGCUCAUGAUAUUACUGUGUGGUGAGUGAUGAUGAUGCUUUAUGAUAACUCUGUCAGGGAUUUAAAAUAGAAAUCACUUUAUUUUGAGCUGUGUCUCAGAAUUAAAGGGGAAAAAAAGAAUAUUGUGGUAGUUUUCUUGCUUUUCAACUGUUGCAAUUGGAAGCACUUGGAAAUGUAUUAGAGCUAAUUAUACUUUAUACAAGAAUGACCCUCUGAAUGAGAUACAAUUAGAAAUAACAAGAUGAGAUAAGAUAAACCUUAUUCAUCCCACGGCGGGGAAAUUUGCAGUGUUAGCAGCAGCAAAGGAUCAGCACAGCAAGCGUAGAAGAAUAAGUACAACAAGUGCACAAUGAGGUAGAAUUGAGUUAUUGUCUGUUAGUUGUGUUAGGAAAACCUGGACUACUGGGAGCAGGUCUGGUUAAACAGUCUGACUGCAGCAGGAAGGAAGGACUUGCUGUAUCUCUUUGUCACACACCAUGAGUGGAGAGGCCUGUCACUGAAGGAGCAGUCCAGUGCUGUUACAGUGCUCUGCAGGAGGUGGGAAACAUAGUCCAUGAGGGAUGAUAGCUUAGCCUUCAACUUCUUGUGCCCCACCACUUCUACAGGGUCUAAGGGAUGAUAUAGGAAUAUUGCAAUACGUCAUGUAAGAAGCCUUUGACUUUUCAGAAGAAUAAAAUAUGAUGCAAAAUAUUUUUAGAUAAGAAACACAUUCAGAUAUGAAGUGGGUGUGGUAGGUGUUAAAAAGGAUGUUUAAGGAAACAUAGAAACACCAGAGUGACGAUGACGGAUGUGUUUACCACUUCUGCUUCAAAUGUUGCUCGGCAUAGAGUGGGCUGGUGAGCGGUUUUGAUGAACCAAUCAGAGCAAUUCAGCUGGUUAGCUUGGCCGCAAGACAGCAGAGACAGAAAGUGUCUAACUGUACUGGAUGUCCGCAUGUGAAAUAUUAACAUUCUCUCACUGUCUUAACCUUCCUCCUGUGUUAGCUUUUACUACACACCCACCAUGCUAAUGGUCGAUUUUGACCCGUGUCUUAAAUCAGCUGUAAAUUACACUAAAAACAAUUCUCUAUCAUCCAGUUUGGUUCUCAUCUCUAGGUUACCUUGUUAGGCUUCAUUACACAUGAAAAUAUUGCUUAUAAUAUUUUUUGUAGUGGGCCUCUGGGCCUUUCUUUGUCAGUAUACCCCUCAUACAGACAACCAUACUGAAUUGAUCUCACAUGUCUGGGCAUGCUCAACAUUGUUUUUUUGUGCAGGGAAAAAGAUGGCAAAAUGAGAAAUUCCUAAAUCUCACAUGAUUGGAAGAGGAUCUGACUGUCAGUGUGGUGCCUGACAGUGCAGUAAUGAUUUCAGUUAAUGCUCUAAUGAUUGGAUAUUGAUCUAACCGGGUCAACAGCGACUCAAACAUGACAAGUGCCAUAAUUUUAAUAAGAGCAUUUUAUAAUUUAGUCCAUAAAUCUUUUUUAUUUUUAUUUUGUUGAAUUAGAGGUUCGUGACAAAUUGAAAAAGUCUUAAUUUAAGUGAUUCUUUUUAGCAUUUAAAAUCAAAAACACAGGAGGAGGGUUAAUAAACUCAUGUAUUGCUAAUUUUUGAAUCCUAUUUAUAAAAAUAGAUAAUUUUACUUUUUAAUGUUUGAUUUUUGUUUACUGAGGUAGUUCAGGAGCCAGGAUGUAUUAGUGGCAGCAUUAAAGAUUCAAUCCACUAGAGGGCAGUGAAGGCUCAUUUAACUGAAUUUAACUGAACAUUUGAUUUUGUCCAUCAACAGAUGCAGACAGUCUGUGCACUGAUAUAAUCACACUGGAUCCUCCAGCGGUUAUAGGAGAACGAGGGGAGUUCGUGGAGGUGAACUGCUCCUCUACAGAGGUGGAUCAUGUCGGGAUGUACUGGAGGAAGUCAAACUCAAGCUCUGAGGACAGUGAGGAUGAGAAGAGUUUCAUCGCUGAGUUUCUACAACUUUCAGACUGGAAUCUGACAGCUGAGUGCAUCGUAAUGCUAAAUGACUCUUUUAAGUGCAGCAAAGAACUGGAAAUCACCAUAUACAGUAAGAGGGAUUAUGAACAAAUAUCAUACAAUGGAAUGGAAUUUUAUUCUUUUUUGAGAAUUAAUUGAGAAAACAUUUAUCAAAACAAAAAUACAAAACAAAAAAUAUCUGUUAUAGUCACAUCAGACUCUAAUAUCUUAUUUUAUUUGACAGAUAAGCUAAGUGUGUCCAUGUAUCCUACCAAGUAUGUCCCUGGUUGGGAGGAAGGGGUGUUUUAUGAGCUACAGUGUGAAAUCUUCGAGGUUGCUCCAGUUCAAAACCUUGUUGUGAAGUGGUACAAAGACAAAAACAUCAUCAAGACCGAUACCUUCACCAACACCACCAAAAGACCAGUGGAUGAGUCUUCCUCUUUGAUUGUCAGCAUCAGCAGAGAAGAUGAUGGGGCUCAGUUUUGGUGUGAGGCUUUUCUCGACUUUGGGCCAAAUGGAAUAAAAACUCUCGUGAAAUCUGAGGUCCACAACGUUUCUGUUUUUUGUGAGUAAACUAUUUCUUAUUCCCAGAUAAACAAUAGUUUUUAAUUUUAACAUCAUGCUUUUCUAUGCUUGAAUAAAAAGCUAACAUUUCUUUCUCCAGAUGCCCCUGAACUCAAAGGUGACAAAAAAGGUCAAUACCACUUUUUGGAAGAGGGUGACGGUAUCACCAUGGACUGUGAAGCAGAAGGAAACCCUCCUCCGGUCUUUAACUGGACUGGUGACGGGGUGUAUUUGCCGGAGAAGACAAGUAAUCUGGCUCUUUCUGGUGUUAACAACACCAUGAUCUACAACUGCACGGCUUACAAUCUUCUGGGAAGUGUUACAAAGUGGUUUAAAGUUGAAGUGAUCAAGCCAGCAGCUGCCCCUGAGACCAUUUCAGAGGUAUCAGCAACGACUGUCCCUGAGACUACCACACCAACCUACACAACACCUUUAACACCAGGUACACAUCUGUCUGUCAGAUCUGCAUGCAUAUUUACUUUUUAACGAAGUCAAACUGAUUAAAACAUACUUGCCUCCAAAUGGCAGGUUGCCCCCUCACAUUGACGCCUCCUGAGGUUGUGGUAAGAUAUGGAGAUCCUAUCUCUGUGAACUGUAGCACAUCAGACCCUGAUGCUUUCAUUAUGGGCUGGGAGGCUAUAGUCGGAGGCACAGGGGUUAAACCGCCCCCCACAGUCACCUGGAAGGUUGGAAAACUGAGAGAGUGGGCAAUAAGACCCACAUGCUUCCUCACUGAUAAGAACAAUGAACAGUGCGUGGUGACGCCAGUUAUCACCGUUUACAGUGAGUACCUCAGACUUUCCUUUCCUCAUGCCUUCUAGUCUGUAUAAUAGUAAUGUCUGCACACAUUUCUGACACUUUGCAUUGACAACAUUUCCCCUUCUGUUGCUUCACAGAGACCCCAGACACUGUAUCAGUUUCUGCAGAAGUUCCUGGUCCAGUGGUGGAGGGCAAAGACUUCUUACUGACUUGUAAUGUCAUCAAUGUGGCGCCUGUGCAGAACCUCACGAUAAAGUGGUACCAAGGGGACAAAAUUGUGAACACGAAAACCUUCAACGCCACCACUGUGACCCCGGUCAAUGUGUCUUCCAACCUGAGUGUCAGUGCCAAGAGAGAGUAUAACGGGUUGGCUUACACGUGCAAGGCUGAGCUGCACCUUGGACCAGCAGGACCAGAGCCGAUCCCUUCUGUCACUUCACUACCUUUCAUUGCUGAUGUGCGCUGUGAGUAAAUUUACCAUUUUUGCUCCUGUCUUUGCUUCUCAUUUGGGAUUUCAUGUGAUUCUUGAACCCUUUUCUCCACAGAUCCCCCUGUGAUUAAGGAAAGAAGCAGCAAAGUAGAGGUGAACCCAGGCGAAAAUGUGACUUUUCCCUGCAGUGCUGAGGGCAAUCCUCCUCCUAUGAUCCACUGGAACUACUCCCCUGCAGGGAAUGUGAAAGAGACCACUGGGGGGCGCCACAGGGAUAUCAGCAUUACAGAAGCCACGUCUACUAAUGCUGGUGUUUACAUCUGUAAUGCCACCAACGACAUGGGCUCUGUGACAAAAUCAGUCACAGUGAUCGUGAUAAGUGAGUGCAAAACAUCUGAAAUUGUGUUUCUAAUGUGAUGUUUGUAGGCUGUUAUUGCAUCAAGAAGUUAGAGGCAGACUUCAAUCUAUGUUAUUUUUUACCUUUCCUUAUGCCUUCUAGUCAGUAUGAUAGUAAUGUCUGUGAAAAUAUUUGAUACUUUCCAUUAACACCAUUUCCCUUUCUUUGCUUCACAGAGACCCCAGACACUGUAUCAGUCUCUGCAGAGGUUCCUGGUCCAGUGGUGGAGGGCAAAGACUUCUUGCUGACUUGUAAAGUCAUCAAUGUGGCGCCUGUGCAGAACCUCACGAUAAAGUGGUACCAAGUGAACAAAAUUGUGAAAACACAAACCUUUCACGACACCACUGUGACCCCACUCAAUGUGUCUUCCAACCUGAGUGUCAGUGCCAAGAGAGAGUAUAACGGGUUGGCUUACACGUGCAAGGCUGAGCUGCACAUUGGACCAGCAGGACCAGAGCUGCUCCCUACUUCCACAUCACUACCUUUCAUUGCUGAUGUGCGCUGUGAGUUUUCGUAUUGAUCUCUUCACCAUUUUUGCUCCUGUCUUUGCUUCUCAUUUGGGAUUUCAUGUAAUUCAUGAACCCCUUUCUCCACAGAUCCCCCUGUGAUUAAGGAAAAAAGCAGCAACGUAGAGGUGAACCCAGGCGAAAAUGUGACUUUUUCCUGCAGUGCUGAGGGCAAUCCUCCCCCUAUGAUCCACUGGAACUACUCCCCUGCAGUGAAUGUGAAAGAGACCACUGGGGGGCGCCAUAAGAUUAUCAGCAUUACAGAAGCCACGUCUACUAAUACUGGUGAUUACAUCUGUAAUGCCACCAACGACAUGGGCUCUGUGACAAAAUCAUUCACAGUGAUCGUGUUAAGUGAGUGCAAAACAUCUGAAAUUGUGUAUCUGAUGUCAUGUUUGUAGGCUGUUAUUGCAUCAAGAAGUUAGAGGUAGACUUCAAUCUAUGUUCUUUCUUACAGGUAAAACCAGUAGUGGUCCCUCAUGGCUAUGGAUUUUGAUUAUUCUCUGUGUGGCUCUCCUCCUCCUCAUCAUCAUCAUGAUCAUUUUCCACAACCGCCGGAGAAAAAAUGGACAGUAUAGUUUUGUUUCUACGGAUGAUAUCCAGAUGACUGGGAAGCCUGUUGCUUAGGAUAUUUACUGUUUGCUGAGUAUCAGUUAGGGGAUUGAUGACACCAGCAGACACCCCAGAAAUGUUUGCCCUGAAAGAAUGUCCUGUAAUUUUUGUACUUAUUUAGCUAUGUAAGAGUCUUACACUGAGGUGGGAAAAUGAUAAUUUUUUUCAACAAACGUAAAAAGUUAGUCAUCUUCUUUGAAAGAGCUCUGAUUUGUACUCUGUUACUGUCAAAGCAGGUCAAUCACAGCAUAGAUUUUUUUUUGUCAUUCUAUGAAGUCUAAUCUUGAUUUUUAUCUUUUACAUUAUUUCUUUUUGGUGCUUGUUUGCUGUUUAUAUCUUAAACAAACAGUAACAUGUAUUUAGAGUUUAGCUUUUCAAACUUGGAAAGUUUAUUUUUGGUAUAUCACUGCCAUCAGUGGACUUUAAGAUUAUACAUUGUUUUUUUCUGACUCUGUUUCGGCUCUUGAGUUUGUUUUCUACUGGAAUGCUGUGUGUGUUGAAAGAUGCACAACAAAACGCAAUUGUGCAGCUGCUUGGUAAAUAGAAAAAAAGAACAAUGUUGACUGGGAUGACUGAUGAGUGAGAGGUUUUGUUAACUAGUGCUAUCUUAAGGUUUGGCUACUUCAAGUAGUCAUUUCAACUGGGUGGGUAGUGAAGAUACAAGUCAAAUCUCCAACUCGUUAUUGAACCAUUCGUGAUUAAUAUCACGCUGCCAGCAGCAGUCAUUGUGUCACAGCAUCAGCUCUUGUUCGAGGAUGAACUCUAUUGAUCCUCGUUGUGGGCCCUGUCAGGACAGUACACGGCCUACAGAGCUCAGUGAAUUGAUCAAAGACUAUUCAGACUAGCAGGUCACACAGCUUAGACGAAUAUGAUGACUUUGAAACAACACAGGAAGUCAGAAUGAAGUGUAGUAGGGGAGAGUGGGGUAAGAUGAACCAUUUUUCAUAUUUCGGUUCACUGCAAUUAUAGUUUUGUCUCUAAAUAGUGUAUCUGCAAAUAUUUCAGGAUGUUGUGCAUCCCUGCAAACCAAAAGAAUGAGUGUAAACAUAACUGUCUUGAUGAUGUAGCAUUCCAAAAAAAAAAAAAUCUCCUAUGGUCAACUUACCCUGUGUAUGGGGUAAGUUGACCAUAGGAGCGCAGUAAGUUGAGCUAUGUCCCUACCACCCCUCCGCUCUCCACCCCAGCCCUCCCUCACCUUCUCGCUCCCUAAAUGACAGUCACUUCUUCACAUUGAUGUGUAUUCUGAACACAAUUCUAAUAAAACUUAUGACAUACUAAAUUUA